Messenger RNA from Sus scrofa (pig), 2576 nucleotides. RefSeq names its product SET domain containing 9 (gene SETD9). NCBI's taxonomy places the organism in Eukaryota, Metazoa, Chordata, Mammalia, Artiodactyla, Suidae. Gene Ontology annotation, molecular function: protein binding. The record is from RefSeq and is a predicted model, not a curated record.
GCGCAUUAUCUCACUUAGAUGUGGAAUCAAAGGAAAAAAAACAGAAGUAGAACAAAAAAAGAAAGAAAACUCACAGAAACAAAGAAGAGAUUAAUGGUUGGGGGAGGAUGAAAGGGGUGAAAGUCAAAAGGUACAAAUUUCUUUUAUAAAAUAGUCAUGGGAAUGUAAUGUACAGCAUGGUGACUUCAGUUAAUAAUACUCUAUUGCACGUUUGAAAGUCAUUGAGAGUACAUCUUAAAACUUCUCAUGACAAGAAAAAAAUACUCUAGGUACGGUGACAGACACUAACUAGACUUGUGAUUAUUUUGCAAUAUAUACAAAUAUGACAUUAUGUUACACACUUGAAGCUAAUAUGUUAUAUGUCAAUUAUACCUCAAAAGGUAAAUAAAUAAGCAAAUAAGUAAGAUCUGGGCAGACUGGUCCUUUAUAUUGGAUAUACAUUAUAGAUGAUUAAACCAUAUGAUAAAAAUUAAAGAUUAAAAAAAAAAGCACUGGAAAUACACACAAAACUGCUUUUUUAUUUUUGAAGAUAAGCAUAAUACUACAGGUAAGGAGUCAAAUGCUUAUUUUUGAUUCCUUAUAAGUUUGGAGAUCUUAAUGUUACUCUAUGAAUGCCAUUCGUUCACACCCAGGAGGUGAAUUGCUCCCAUUUAGCAAAUCAGGUAAAUCUGGAGGAUGCCAAUCUAGCAAACACGGCACCUGACUGCAGAGCCUCUAGAGUUUGCAAACUUGCCUCUAUCUAGAGUGAAACUCGGAGAUAUAUUUUCUCUUUUUAUUACUUUUUGAAAUAGAUUAGUCCUAAGGCUACUUGAACUUGCCUAAAUAGUCACUAGAUCUGACUUGUUCAAUUUAGACUUUAGGCUAGGAUCUACGCUCACUCUUAAAAAACAGGAAAGCAGAUUUCCAGCCUGAGGAAAACGCAUCAACACAUUUAUGUCCCAAUAAACACCUGCUGAUGUGAAGAUGGUUGAGUUAUUCUGGCAGUUUAUCUCCACUGGAAAUAAGCGUUGUCUAAACUUCUAAAAGUGCGCGUGACUGUAAAUACACACGAACGAAUGGAGAAAUUAAAAGGGAACAAGGGGCUCUCCCACGGCUCUACGCACCUGUUUCAGCAAGCUGGGUCAGUAACGCGGAGGCACCGAGACACAGGCGACAGGAGCCAGAGGUACCCGGGCCACCGAGCCUGGGACUGAGGGCGGAGACCGGGAAGGGGCGGGACGGGGCGGCCUCCGCUCCUCCUCGGAGCGGGGAGGGCCCGAGACCGCGACUCACUCCCCUGCAGUCCCCAUCACGCCGCCACGGGACAACCAUGCCGGGCCGCCUGUUGCGGGACCUCCAGCAGCGAUGGCGCCGUUAUAAGUAUCGAUUCGUACCCUGGAUCGCGCUAAACUUAAGCCACAACCCGAGGACCCUCCGAUAUGUUCCAGAUGAAUCCAGAGACAAAAUUAUCUCAGAUGAAGAUGUCCUGGGAAUGUUACUGAAAGUUUUCCAGGCACUCUUUAUAAAUGAUCUCGAUAAACAAUCAGAUAUCUUGACUGUGCUUCCAGAACCUGUCAAAUCAAAAUAUCAAGAUCUACUGUCAGUUCAGCAUCUAAGGGUGAAACACCUUGAAUACAGACAUCAACAGCGAACUACCCUUAAACCAGAAGAAAUUCUUUAUAAGACAUUGGGUUUCAGUGUUGCCCGAGCACCUAGCUCAUUAAUUUCUGCUGGAAAAGGUGUAUUCGUUACAAAAGGAUUGGUACCAAAAGAUGCGGUUGUAUCUAUGUAUCCUGGUACAGUAUAUCAGAAAUAUGAGCCAGUCUUUUUCCAGUCCAUUGGAAAUCCAUUUAUUUUUAGAUGCCUGGAUGGGGUACUCAUUGAUGGAAAUGACAAAGGAAUAUCAAAAGUUGUGUAUAGAUCUUGCAAUGGGAGGGAUCGACUUGGCCCUUUAAAAAUGAGUGAUAGUACAUGGCUAACAUCAGAAAUUCAUAAUCCACUGGCUGUAGGACAGUAUGUCAACAAUUGUUCAAAUGACAAGGCAGCUAAUGUCUGUUAUCAGGAAUUUGAUGUGCCUGCAGUUUUCCCUAUAGAACUGAAGCAGUAUCUUCCAAAUAUUGCCUACAGCUAUGACAAACAAAGUCCACUCCGAUGUGUUGUUCUUGUUGCACUCAGGGACAUCAAACAAGGAGAAGAACUUUUUUCAAAUUAUUAUACAAUUGUCAGCUGACUCUAUAAACUAGAAAUUAGGUUUUCUACUAAGCUAGUUAAUUCCAAAUAUUUUUUGUUGUUUCUCUGAGUUCUACCAGAUAGUUAUGUCUCAAUUCUAUCUAUAAAAGCUGUUUUCUUCAUUACAAUUUCACGUUUGUAAUGCAAUUCUAGUGUUAGUUUUCACCUAAGUACACAGGAGCUUACUAAAUUAAAACCCACUGUCUGAAUUUAUAAUUUAAAUUUUUCUUUUGUUUAUUUUAUCUCUGUGGUGGCUUACCAUAUUUUAGCCAAGUCAUCAGCAAAUCCUGUACUGCUGAUGUGUAUAAAGUUAAUUAAAACUUUAUUUUUACAAAAUAAAGCCAAAAACAUUUGUUGUGUUGUCAUGA